Momordica charantia (bitter melon) is the source of this 774-nucleotide messenger RNA. The record is from RefSeq and is a predicted model, not a curated record. Lineage: Eukaryota; Viridiplantae; Streptophyta; Magnoliopsida; Cucurbitales; Cucurbitaceae.
AUGAAUGCAAUCCUUUGGAAUCAUGAAGCAUCUUAUAUUUCUUCCUAUGACACUUCUCAGAUUGGGGCUUUCAGAAAUGUCAUGGACUUCUGCUCUCUCACUGAUAUGGGGUUUACAGGCGGGAAAUUUACAUGGUGUAAUAACAGAUUUGCAGGAGACCAAUUAUGGAAGUGUUUGGACCGCUUCUUGUGCAAUGAUUCUUUCAAUUCUUUAUUUCCAGAUGCCUCGAUCAUCCACCUCCCUUGGUCAAAAUCAGACCACCGAGCCAUUGGUUUGCAUCUCUAUGCUUUGCCUUCUUCACAAAUAAAAAGAUCUCACAAACCCGUCCGUUUUGAAGAAUAUUGGGUUCGCAAUCCAGAAUGUGAGCAACUUAUUUCUCCUCUUCCACUCGAUUUUACUAUCAUCCAUGAUAUUGAGAAUGACUUAGCUGGACUUUUGGAAUUGGAAGAGAUUUUCUGGAAGCAGCGCUCUCGGGAAGAUUGGCUUAAAUGGGGUGAUUGUAAUUUUAAAUGGUUUCAUAAGAAGGCCACAAUGAGGAAAUCCUGCAACUAUAUUCAUGGCAUUGAGGAUCAAUACGGAUGCUGGACAGAGGAGCCAAAAGAGAUUGGAAAUAUAUUCAUAACCUAUUUCCAAGAUAUUUUUACUUCCACAUCCCCUCUGCCUUUGGAUAUUGAUUCAAUCACAACUCAUAUUCCCACCAGGAUUACUUCGGAGAUUAAUGCUCAGUUGUUGGCUCCUUAUAAAUAUGAGGAAAUUGAGAUAGCCAUCAAAUAA